Molecule: messenger RNA, 1742 nt
Organism: Rattus norvegicus (Norway rat)
Lineage: Eukaryota; Metazoa; Chordata; Mammalia; Rodentia; Muridae
Gene: Fcar
Product: Fc alpha receptor
Exons: 5
Coding region: 35-877 (280 amino acids)
Cellular component (GO): plasma membrane
Source: RefSeq, marked provisional
AAGAAGCUAACUGGUCUGAGGCCAUAUCAGCAUCAUGGCCCCUCAGGACAACACCUUCCUAUGUCUUGUGAUCUGCCUGGGUCAGACAAUUUGGGCACAAGAAGAUUUUCCCAUUCCCAUCAUAUCCACUGCAACAAAUCCUAUGGUUUCCUGGAAUGAGUCUGUGAGGAUCCUGUGCAGGGGAACACCGGAAGCCUUCCUGUAUCAGUUGUCCCUGAUGAAAAACUCCACACAAACAGUUAUAGAGAAGAAACUAGGAUUUCAAAAAGAGGCUGAAUUCAUUAUCAACCACAUGAAUUCAACACUGGCAGGAUGUUAUCAGUGUCAGUAUAGGAAGAAGAACCACUGGUCAGAGCAGAGUAAACCCCUGAAGCUAGUGGUGACAGGCUUGUAUGACAAACCUGUCCUCUCCACAGAUCAAAGCCUUGUGUUGUUACCAGGAGAGAACGUUUCCUUCAAGUGUAGUUCAGCCCACAACCUGUUCAACAGAUUUUCACUGGCCAAAGAGGGAGAAGCUUCCUUGCCAUUGCACCAACAUAAGGAGUCUCAAGGCAACUUCCACCUGGGUCCUGUGAACGCUGACUUCAUUGGAAAAUACAGAUGCUACGGCUGGCACAACAACAGCCCCUAUGUGUGGUCAGCCCCCAGUGAUGCCCUGGAGCUCAUUGUCUCAGUUACAUCUCUAGACUCCGAGAAGCAUGAUUACGUGAUGGAGAAUUCAAUCCGGAUAGGUAUGGCUGGGCUGGUCCUUGUCAUACUCUUGGUGAUAGUAUCUGAAGAUUGGUACAGCCACAGGAUCUCACACAAGGAAUGCUGUCAGGAACGGGCUGCAAAGAGAUGGAGCAAACAGGGUGUCAGACCUAGUGACUGUAGAUAAAUACUGGGAACCACAGGUUCUUGCAAACAGGAAAAGCCAUUAAAAGCUUGGAUCUAUCUGAAGGCUACAAGGUUUGAGCGAAAAGUGUCCACCACAGGCUCAUGUGUUUGAAUACUUACUCUCCAGCAGAGGAUGCUGUUUGGGGAGAUGUAUAGAACCUUCAAGUUGUGAUAUAUAUAGUUCACUGGAGGCUACUCUUUGAAGGUUAUAGUCACUUCAGGUUCCCAUCUAGAUGUCUACCACCAUACACUCCCAUGGAACUGCUUCUAUGAUAUUCCUUUCUGCCAUGAUAGAAUACUCCCUCUGAAAAGAUGAGCCAGAAUCAGUCUCGUCUUUCUUCCUGUCAGGUGGCAAAAAAAUUAACCAAUACACAGAGACAUCAGAUGGUAUGGUCAUGGAUUGAUCUGGUGCUAUAUCUUCUCUAUUAGUUAGCACACAACUUUGGCGUUUUAAUACAUUUUUCUUUUAUUUGUGAGCUUAUAAUAUAAUUACACAAUUUCAUUCUUCCCUUGGAUAGGUUUUGUCAACUUGAAACAAACUAGGAGCAUCUGGGGAGAGGGUACUUUAAUUGAAAAAAUACUUCAGUCAGCUUGCCCUUCAAGCAAGCCUGUGGGGUAUUUUCUUGAUUAACGGUUGCUGUGGGAGCAGGGAGGCCAGCUCACUGUGGGUGGCAUCUCCCUGGGCAGGUGUUUCUGGGUUUUAGGAAAAGCAAACUGAGCAAGCCAUGGAGAGCAAGCCAGUAAGCAGCAUUCUUUCGUGGACUCUGCCUUCAGCUCCUGCCUCCAUGCGUAUGCUUUCACUUUCUACCCUGGCUUCCCCUGAUGAUGGAAUGUAACCUGUAAACCAAAUAAAUCUUUUCCUCCAC